AGGGGAUUCCACGGGGCCGCCGUCCACGCCAGGGUGCUGGGAGUGGAGGGCGAUCCUUGAGUGGCGUUGGGGUGGGUUUUUCCCCAUUGCGUCUGCAUCGAGUGAACGCCGGGUCAGGAACAAUCCAGAAGCCUUUGGGCAUCUUGGGGUUUGGUUUCUGGAGGGGGUGAGGAUCCAGACAACGAGCUAGCAGGGUCACUUGCAAACCGAUGGUGGAGGUGUCAUGGACAGAUCUAAAGAAAACUGCAUCUCGGGGUCUGUUAAGGCUACAAUUCCACUUGGUGGUCCGAAACGUGUUCUGAUUACCCAGCAGAAUCCGGGCUCUGCCAGCAGUGGCCAGGCCCAGCGGGUCCUGUGUCCUUCCAAUUCCUCCCAGCGCGUUCCUUCACAAGGCCAAAAGCUCGUCUCCAGCCACAAACCGGUGCCCAAGCAGCUGCAGACAACCAGCAUGCCACAGCCUGUCUCCCGGCCAGCCAGCAUCCCUCAGAAGAGCGAGCCGCCGCAGCCCCAGCCUGCAGCUCCUGGAAAUAAUUCUGAAAAGGAUCAGGCAUCGAAACAGAAAAACGAAGACUCAAAAAAGAGGCAGUGGACUCUGGAGGACUUCGACAUUGGCCGUCCGCUGGGUAAAGGGAAGUUUGGGAACGUUUACUUGGCGAGAGAGAAGCAGAGCAAGUUCAUCCUGGCCCUGAAGGUGCUGUUCAAGGCCCAGCUGGAGAAGGCGGGGGUGGAGCACCAGCUCCGGAGGGAAGUGGAGAUCCAGUCGCACCUUCGGCACCCUAACAUUCUCAGGCUCUAUGGUUAUUUCCACGAUGCCACCAGAGUCUACCUAAUUCUAGAAUAUGCACCCCUCGGAACAGUCUAUAGAGAACUGCAGAAACAGUCCAAGUUUGAUGAGCAGAGAACUGCUACGUAUAUUACCGAGCUGGCAAAUGCCCUGUCAUACUGUCAUUCAAAGAGAGUCAUUCAUAGGGACAUUAAGCCCGAGAACCUGCUCCUUGGGUCAGCUGGAGAGUUGAAGAUCGCAGACUUUGGGUGGUCCGUCCACGCCCCGUCCUCCAGGAGAACCACGCUGUGUGGCACCCUGGACUACCUGCCCCCCGAGAUGAUCGAAGGCCGGAUGCAUGACGAGAAGGUGGACCUGUGGAGCCUGGGUGUCCUCUGCUACGAGUUCUUAGUUGGAAUACCUCCUUUUGAGGCGCACACGCACCAAGAGACCUACAGGAGGAUCUCACGGGUGGAAUUCACAUUCCCUGACUUUGUGACGGAGGGAGCUCGGGACCUCAUUUCCAGACUGUUAAAGCACAAUGCCAGCCAGAGGCUGACGCUGGGGGAGGUCCUGCAGCACCCCUGGAUCUUGGCAAAUUCCUCAAAGUCAUCAAAUUGCCAGAAAAACAGAGAGAGCACUACCAAAUCAUCUUAAGCAGAGGGACCUGGGCCCGGGCUGCUGCACUUUCCGUGGGAUACCACUGUGACCUCCCUCCCUCCCGUUGACGGCUCGACUGCCCUUGGCUCACCACGUGGAGCCUUGCUGCCCAGGAACGCCCGGGCCAGAAUCGUGCUGCUUUUACUGGCUUAGUAAGUUGGCUGGAGCCGAGGUUUGACUGGAACUGUCCCCACAGCCCAUGCUGGGCAAGGAGUCCUGGUGGGAGGAAAGUUGAGAGUGUGGCUGUGGGGAAGGUGGCCACUGCCUUCUGCCUCACCUGCGCCGAGUGUGUGUGUAACUUAUUGGGUCACCAAGCCUAGAAAAGCUGUCGGAAUGUGUAUGUGUUUUUCUUUUAAAUGUUAAAAUAAAGAUUUGUACAGACUUUCACUUUUCCUUCUGUGGCCUCCCCUCGGGAGUGCUCUUGUUCCUCUGCCUUCUUAAGCCCAAUGGGACUCUGGUCCUCCUUAACCACUGUGUCACAUGGGAGCAUUGCUCUACCUCUGUUCUGAGACUUGAUUGGGACACAGAGACUGAGUGUCUUGAAGCUUCUCCUAAUGCUAAGGGCUCUUUCUUACGUUGGUGUUGUGCCUAUGUGUUAAAUCUAUGUUGAAUACAUGAAUGCAUAGUC
Molecule: messenger RNA, 2051 nt
Organism: Jaculus jaculus (lesser Egyptian jerboa)
Lineage: Eukaryota; Metazoa; Chordata; Mammalia; Rodentia; Dipodidae
Gene: Aurka
Product: aurora kinase A
Exons: 9
Coding region: 224-1420 (398 amino acids)
Biological process (GO): mitotic spindle organization; regulation of cytokinesis; protein phosphorylation
Cellular component (GO): chromosome passenger complex; spindle midzone; spindle microtubule
Molecular function (GO): protein kinase activity; ATP binding
Source: RefSeq, a predicted model, not a curated record